UAGAUUUACGCCUGCCAUUUAUUAUUUCAUGAGUUUUUAUGAACCCAGUUUGAUUAAUGUUGACUAAUUUAUCGUGAUCUAUAGCGAAAGUAUGAGUUUUCUAUACAAAGAAUGUGCUCGAAUAGUUGGCCUAGUUGUUGCUGGAAAAGGCUCAGUAAAGUCGCUCUGCUUGUCCACUAAGAACAAAGCUAAGACCAAAGUUUAUGCUAUUGUCUUCAACGUCUUGCAAAAUUACAGUACAUUGAAGAAGAUUGCAGAAGAAGCUGGGCUUGAUGACACUCCCUUGGUCUACAUACACCUGUACGAACAACUUUAUCGUGGCGGGAUGAAGACUGGUGGUCCGAUAAAGACCCAAAUAAAGCAAAUGUUACCCACUCUUCAAACUCUAAAGAUAAAGCACCACAACGCCUCCAGCUACAAACGGCUCCCUCUUUACGUGCGGAUAAACACAUUAUCUGUUCCCGACCCCACUGCAGUAAUCAAACAACUUAAAUACCAAUUUCCUGAUUCCAACUUUACGGGAGACCCUCACAUCAACUUCCUGUUAAAGUUUCCUUCUCAUACCAACUUUUCAAAGUGUAAGCUCUACAGUAAGGGGCACAUUAUAAUACAGGAUAAAGCAAGUUGUAUGUCCGGUGCAGCACUUAAUCCGCCUCCUAACUCUAGUGUUAUAGACGCUUGUUCUGCGCCGGGUAACAAAACACUGCACCUUGCUGCACUGAUGGGGAACGCAGGAACUGUGUUUGCUGUUGAGAGAGAUUUCAAGCGCUUUAAGAGACUGAAAAGUAACGUUAUCAAACAUGGGGCUAAAAAUAUUACCUCCAUCUGUACAGAUUUCCUGAAGAUAUCACCUGGUGACGCUAAGUACGCAAAUGUUACUCACAUUCUUGUGGAUCCCUCGUGUAGCGGAUCUGGCAUGGUUACUGAGAAUCUUGUAAAUAACUUUCAGUCGAAAGACGAGAAGAAAAUCAAACAACUGUCAGAUCUUCAAAGUCUGUUGGCACACGCGCUGAGUUUCCCAAGUGCUACACGUGUCGUGUACUCCACGUGUUCAGUGUACGCGGAGGAGAAUGAGUGUGUUGUUGAGGAGAUGUUAGAUUCUCAUUCCGAGAACUGGGAAUUAGUUAAGGUAAUUCCUGGUUGGACACGACGCGGGGAUACGAGUGUGUUCAAGCACGCUGAUAGGUGCGUGAGGUGUGAUCCUAAGGAUGAAACUAAUGGGUUCUUUCUUGCUUGUUUUGUCAGGAAACAGAAAGUAAAAGUGAAAGUGAAAGACAGGGACUUUCUUGGAGGAGCAAAGAUUCAGAAUGUAUUUUCAGUGAGACAUUUAUCUAUGAGAUACCGUGUCAAACAUCACUAUAAAUAUCCAUACAAGUACAUCAGAUUGUAUUAAUUUCCUCGCAAUACCCCCUCGUUUAUU
Molecule: messenger RNA, 1420 nt
Organism: Bolinopsis microptera
Lineage: Eukaryota; Metazoa; Ctenophora; Tentaculata; Lobata; Bolinopsidae
Product: 28S rRNA (cytosine-C(5))-methyltransferase-like
Biological process (GO): rRNA base methylation
Cellular component (GO): nucleolus
Molecular function (GO): RNA methyltransferase activity
Source: RefSeq, a predicted model, not a curated record